This is a messenger RNA of Mytilus trossulus (common blue mussel), 2258 nucleotides long. RefSeq lists its product as uncharacterized. Bases 41 to 1792 code for a protein of 583 amino acids. Gene Ontology annotation, biological process: signal transduction. The record is from RefSeq and is a predicted model, not a curated record. The transcript has 4 exons. Lineage: Eukaryota; Metazoa; Mollusca; Bivalvia; Mytilida; Mytilidae.
AUACAUAUCGAUAAACACUGCCAAUGGAUCAGACUAUGAGAUGUCAGGAAAAACAGAUAUUGAGUCAGAUGCUGUGCCUUCAGAUGUCCCAACCGAAAAUGGAGUAACAGUUUCUUCAUCAGCUGCAGGGAAUUCAAAAGGAUUGUAUGAAGACGAACAAAGUAAAUUUGUUUCUGAACAUUUUCACCUUUUGUCAUCAUGUUUGAAAGUUGCUUGUUUUGAUAUUUUUAUCAUAUAUCACGAAGAUGAUUAUAAAGAGGUAGAUGAGUUUCGGUUAGCUCUUUGUAGCAUACAAUCAAGCAAAGGAAGACACAUUAAUGCAGUGCUAUAUGACGGAGAAGAGCUUAUUUCCUUAGCCGGUGGCGAGUUAGAAAACUUAGAAGAAGCCUUUGAACGAUGCACAUUUUGUUUUGUUUAUCUUUCUGCAGUCUUUGUGAAGGACAGUUGGUGCAAACUAAUGGGUCAAGCUUGUUUAAUGGAAACAAUAUAUAACGAAAAAAAGCAAUGGUGUGUAAUGCCUGUAUUCACUGCCCCAAAAAGAAAGAUGAGUUUUAAGAUCCCAAUGGGGUUAAAUGCGCUCAAAGAAAUCAAAUAUUAUCAACCAUUCGAUUUUUUUGAAAAAUGUGUCCAUGCACUAGUUAGUAGCAGACUAAACGAAAGGGAAGAAAGGGAACUUGAGUUACAGCAUAAACGGUACUCUUAUCUUUUUGAAAAGGUUACAUCGGACCCAGAAAUAAAAUCCAUAUUGAAUAAAAGAAUACCAAAUUUUGAAAAAUCGACCGAAGAAUAUAAUUCUUCAAAAGAGACACUUUACCAAAGCGAUUUAGAAUCUGCAACUGCUAAUUUGAUGAAUACUGAUUUAGAAAUUGACGGUGCAUAUGGUGGUUCUUCUGAAGAUGCAUGCUCCAGAAUCCGUUCGAAAUCAGUCGAACAAACAAAUAUUUCCAAUUUUUGGAAGAAAUGUGACGAUAAAGACUUAAUGAGAAACCAUAGAAUCCUUGCCAAAGCAUCGUAUUCAGUAGGAAUUAUUCGUGACCCAGAUGGGACAGGAAGUGGAUUUCGGGUUGGCAGCAAGUUCUUUGCAACGGCUCGUCACGUUGUUUACAAUAUAAUUGCAACCAACAACACAAUUGAUAUAAAUAAACUAAGGUCAAGCCGAUGCUAUGUUCAGUUUGAGUAUAUAUCACACAACCAGAUUCAGAAUGAAAAAAAUGUGUUCCAUUUCACAAAUAUAGCUUAUGAGAAUGCAGAUUUAGAUGUAGCGAUUCUAGAAUUAAAAGAAGAAAGUGACAAACCUUUCCCACCGUCCAUUUCAAUGAUCUCUAAAAUUAAAAAGAACAAUCCAAUAUAUAUAAUCAGUCAUUUAGCCGGCCUUCCUCAAACUACUGAUCCUAGGAUUGAAUUAUAUCCGUUGCAAAAGGACAAAGUGAAAAAGUCAAAAGAAUGGGCAGCCUCAAAAGGAAUCGACGCAGAAAACGCGUAUUAUGACAUUGAUAAUGCCGAUAAGAUAUUAUUCCACUGUGCGUCAGGACCGGGAGCAUCUGGGGCAUUAGGAAUCAUGGUUGAUAAGAGUCUAGAUGAACCAUAUAGUGUGCUGAUGCUAUUGCGGGGAUAUCCAAGUUUCUUGUAUGGAGAGCUUUCAUUUUCAGACACUGACAAAGAGAACUUUUUAAUAGUAGAACAAGGUGUUCUUCUGUCUUCUGUAUAUGAAGACAUGAAAAGGCAAGAAAAGUAUAGUGAUCUUGUAGAAGAUAUAUCUGAUAGCUUAAAUGAUUUGUAUGAUAGGGAUUGACAAUGAAAAUGCAAUAAUAUUAAUUAACUCAGAUCUCUCUAACUAAAAUACACAUUAGUGCCUUAAUGAAAUUUUUUCUUAUUAAUUUUGAAAUUAUUUCGAGGAGGAAUACAAAUGACAAUUGGAAUUGAGGAUAUGUCAAAGGGACAUCAACCCGAUCCAAGAGCAGGAGGAAGUCUUCAUUGGGACUAAUAACAAUUAUAUACCGUUGUGUUAGACAAUUAAGUGACCAUCUGACAACGAAAAAGGGAAUUUCUUUUCGGAUAAAAAAUAUCGUUGAAAAGAUCUAGAUAGCUGUAGUUUAUCGCCAAACUCGUUAAUAUAAUUCUAACUGUUAUCACUAAGUAAGGUCUCACCUGCCUUGUAGUAAAAAAAGAGGAUGGUACAGCAUGGUUAUAUAAUGGACACAAGAUUUGUGUAAUGUCUUGUUAUCGUUAAAGAGACUACGAUAUUUGUUUAUUAUAUC